Molecule: messenger RNA, 9092 nt
Organism: Thunnus maccoyii (southern bluefin tuna)
Lineage: Eukaryota; Metazoa; Chordata; Actinopteri; Scombriformes; Scombridae
Exons: 9
Coding region: 1-8832 (2943 amino acids)
Molecular function (GO): structural molecule activity
Source: RefSeq, a predicted model, not a curated record
AUGACACCUUGGCAGAUUCUCCAUGCGAGCAAAGCGUCCCGGGCGGCUCCAGGUUACCCAGCUCAUCAUGGACACGGAGUCGCGGUGCAUUACAGCACUGAUGCUGCAGCUCCAGAUGGCAGCAGGAGUUUCUGCAUGUCCACAGACAAACUCACCAUGCAGGAGCUGAACAGCAGGCUGGCAUCGUACCUGCAGCAGGUGCAGUGUCUGGAGGCGUCCAAUCAGAAGCUGGAGUGUCAGAUCCUGCAGGAGCUGGACAGGAAGUGUCCCGGAGACCUCGAAGAGCUGGACGGAUACCUGAAGAUGGUGUCGCUGCUGCAGGAGCAGAUCACUGAGAGUCUCUCGGUUCAGGGUCAACUGAAGCUGCAGCUGCUCACUGCAGAGCUUCAAGCCUUUAACCUUAAAGUCAGGUGUGAAAAUGAGCAGGAGAACCGCGGCCGUGUGGAGGCGGAGCUUAACAACCUGAGGCUGCAGGACGAAGAGCUGAUGACGCACAAACUGCCGGAGCUCCAGAAUCUCCUCAAAGGUCAAACACAACAGAUGAUGGAGCUGCAGAUACAACACCAGCAGAAUGUGCAGGGUCUCCUGGCCCAAGCGUCAAGGGGCGUCGCCGUGGAGAUGCAGCUUGGCCAGUCAGCAGACCUGAAACUGCAGCUGAACGACCGCAGACACACAAGUGUGACGCUGUUCGACCACAACUUAGAUGAGAGUUGCUUCAACAAUCAGGUGCCCACGUUGACCUUUGACAGUCCGGCGGUGUCCGAGGUCGCCACAGUUGGGCUGAAGCAGCUGAGGGCAACAGCAGCGAGUCUGGAGGAAGAGCUGAUGCUACUGCAGGCUCAGAACAUGCAGCUGGAGAGUUAUGGGCAGCAGCAGAUGGAGUCCUCUGCCCUGCAGCUGGAGUUCCUGCAGCAGAGAGCAGACAGUCUGUGCAGUGAUCUGGACUCGGCGCUGCAGGCUGCAGCUCAGCAGGCUGCGAAUCAUCAGGACCUGCUGGACGUCAAGAGCCGGCUGGAGAUUGAGAUACAGAACUAUCGGAGGCUGCUGGACGGACGAGGCUGCCAGUGGGUCUCCAAGCCUGCUGAUAUGUCUUUCUGUGCUCCUUCCAAUACUGCUGCCUUCAGGAGAAAACUUAUACAGGACAAAACAGUCAGUUUUCAGGAAGGAAAUCUAAAUAUGGGUGCAGAUCAGAUUCAAAGCUACAUCGACACUGUCCAACAAACACCCCUAUUCUACCCACUCCCAGAAACAGUGACCACAUUUGGGUCAAUUAGAGUCCAAAACAACUCACCACUGACAUCAAUUAACACUUCAAAACUGAUUGGCUAUCAGUCUGAAAACAAGUCUGAAAACCAGAGAACAGGAGCUCUUUCUGAUAAGACCGAGAUGGAAUCAAUGAUGAUCAACAGGUUCAGCAGUCUUGUAGAAGAUAAAGUCCAUGCUAUAAAUUUGGAGACCAUAGAAGUUGGUUUUAAAGAAGGGACAAACACUAACACAGAGAUCACAGAGACUGUUACUGGUGCAGAUGUAAAGCAAGAAUCACAUUUCAUCACACAGACAACCGUAACUGAUCCCAGCACACAAACUCUUGCAGAGGUAGUCAUACAGACAGAAACUGCUGAACUGGAUUGCACUGAGGGUUACGUCCAUGAUUCAAACCAAGAUCCAGCACAGGUUGUCUCUUUGACAUUGGACACUCAAGCAGAAGUGGUCAGCGAUGACAACAACAGAGAAGAGGUAGAGGUAAAAGUAGAGGGUACUUCGCUUGUCCAUGGAUUAGAUAAGAGUUUGUCUUUGUGCGACAAGUCCAAAAGUAAACAAAACGACGUGAAGGAGGAUGCAGUUGUAGGGUUCGGCCUGCUAACUGCUUCAUCCUGUAGCACAAACAGUGAUGACAUCCUUGUCAGAGAGAGUAAAACUGCAAGUGCAGAGACUUUGAGGAAAUCAAUGACAAUCAACAGGUGGAGCAGCCUUUUAGAAGAUAAAGUCCACUCUGUAGAUCCUGUUCUGCUUAACCAAUCAAUUGUUGGCAUUCAGAUUAGCCAGGGUGUUGAGGAAAGAUCUAAUCUGUCUUUGAAGUUGGAGACUCAAGCAGAAGUGGUCAAGGAUGCAGGUGAAGUUGCUGUUAGAGCAUUUGAAGUGUCUGGAUCUGAAGGGGUUCAAGAUGAAGUCUCCUGUGAGGUGACCCUGAUGGAUGACAAGAACAGAGAAGAGGUAGAGGUAGAAGUAGAGGGUACUUCGCUUCUCCAUGGAUUAGAUCAGAGUUUGUCCUUGUGUGAUGAGUCCAACAGCAAACAAAAAGAUGUGACGGAGGAUGCAGAUGUAGGGUCCGGCCUUCUAAGUGCUUCAUCCUGUAGUGCAAACAGUGAUGACAUCCUUGUCAGAGAGAAUAAAACUGCAAGUGCAGAGGCUUUGAGGAAAUCAUUGACAAUCAACAGGUGGAGCAGCCUUUUAGAAGGUAAUGUCCACUGUACAGAUCCUGAUCUGCUUGACAAAUUGACUGUUGGCAUUCAGAUUAGCCAGGAUGUUGAGGAAAGAUCUAUCAUGUCUUUGAAGUUGGAGACUCAAGCUGAGGUGGUUAAGGAUGAAGGUAAAGUUGCCGUUACAGCAUUCGAAGUGUCUGGAUCUGAAGGGGUUCAGGGUGAAGUCUCCUGUGAGGUGACCCUGAUGGAUGACAAGAACAGAGAAGAGAUAGAGGUAGAGAGUACUUCACUUGUCCAUGGAUUAGGUCAGAGUUUGUCAUUGUGCGACAAGUCCGACAACAAACAAAAAGACGUUAAGGAGGAUGCAGAUGUAGGGUCUGGCCUUCCAACUACUUCAUCCUGUAGCACAAACAGCAGUGACAUCCUUGUCAGAGAGAGUAAAACUGCAAGUGCAGAGGCUUUGAGGAAAUCAAUGACUAUCAACAGGUGGAGCAGCCUUUUAGAAGGUAAUGUCCACUCUACAGAUCCUGAUCUGCUUAACAAAUCGAUAGUUGGCGCUCAGAAUAGCCAGGGUGUUAAAGAAAGAUCUGUUGUGUCUUUGAAGUUGGAGACUCAAGCAGAAGUGGUCAAGGAUGCUGGUCAAGUUGAUGUUAGAGCAUUUGAAGUGUCUGGAUCUGAAGGGGUUCAGGCUGAAGUCUCCUGUGAAGUGACCCUGAUGGAUGACAAGAACAGAGAAGAGAUAGAAGUAGAAGUAGAGGGUACUUCCCUUGUCCUUGGAUUAGAUCAGAGUUUGUCUUUGUGUGACGAGUCCAACAGUAAACAAAAAGACAUGAAGGAAGAUGCAGAUGUAGGGUCUUACCUUGCAACUGCUACAUCCUGUAAUGCAAACAGCGAUGACAUCCUUGUCAAAGAGAGUAAAACUGCAAGUGCAGAGGCUUUGAGGAAAUCGAUGACUAUCAAUAGGUGGAGCAGCCUUUUAGAAGGUAAUGUCCACUCUACAGAUCCUGAUCUGCUUGACAAAUCGAUUGUUGGCACUCAAAUUAGCCAGGGUGUUGAGGAAAGAUCUGUUGUGUCUUUGAAGUUGGAGACUCAAGCAGAAGUCAUCAAGGAUGCAGGUCAAGUUGAUGUUAGAGCAUUUGAAGUGUCUGGAUCUGAAGGGGUUCAGGCUGAAGUCUCCUGUGAGGUGACCCUGAUGGAUGACAAGAACAGAGAAGAGGUAGAGGUAGAAGUAGAGGGUACUUCCCUUGUCCUUGGAUUAGAUCAGAGUUUGUCUUUGUGUGACGAGUCCAACAGUAAACAAAAAGACAUGAAGGAAGAUGCAGAUGAAGGAUCUGACCUUGCAACUGCUACAUCCUGUAAUGCAAACAGCGAUGACAUCCUUGUCAAAGAGAGUAAAACUGCAAGUGCAGAGGCUUUGAGGAAAUCAAUGACUAUCAACAGGUGGAGCAGCCUUUUAGAAGGUAAUGUCCACUCUACAGAUCCUGAUCUGCUUGACAAAUCGAUUGUUGGCACUCAAAUUAGCCAGGGUGUUGAGGAAAGAUCUGUUGUGUCUUUGAAGUUGGAGACUCAAGCAGAAGUCGUCAAGGAUGCAGGUCAAGUUGAUGUUAGAGCAUUUGAAGUGUCUGGAUCUGAAGGGGUUCAGGCUGAAGUCUCCUGUGAGGUGACCCUGAUGGAUGACAAGAACAGAGAAGAGGUAGAGGUAGAAGUAGAGGGUACUUCCCUUGUCCUUGGAUUAGAUCAGAGUUUGUCUUUGUGUGACGAGUCCAACAGUAAACAAAAAGACAUGAAGGAAGAUGCAGAUGAAGGAUCUGACCUUGCAACUGCUACAUCCUGUAAUGCAAACAGCGAUGACAUCCUUGUCAAAGAGAGUAAAACUGCAAGUGCAGAGGCUUUGAGGAAAUCAAUGACUAUCAACAGGUGGAGCAGCCUUUUAGAAGGUAAUGUCCACUCUACAGAUCCUGAUCUGCUUGACAAAUCGAUUGUUGGCACUCAAAUUAGCCAGGGUGUUGAGGAAAGAUCUGUUGUGUCUUUGAAGUUGGAGACUCAAGCAGAAGUCGUCAAGGAUGCAGGUCAAGUUGAUGUUAGAGCAUUUGAAGUGUCUGGAUCUGAAGGGGUUCAGGCUGAAGUCUCCUGUGAGGUGACCCUGAUGGAUGACAAGAACAGAGAAGAGGUAGAGGUAGAAGUAGAGGGUACUUCCCUUGUCCUUGGAUUAGAUCAGAGUUUGUCUUUGUGUGACGAGUCCAACAGUAAACAAAAAGACAUGAAGGAAGAUGCAGAUGAAGGAUCUGACCUUGCAACUGCUACAUCCUGUAAUGCAAACAGCGAUGACAUCCUUGUCAAAGAGAGUAAAACUGCAAGUGCAGAGGCUUUGAGGAAAUCAAUGACUAUCAACAGGUGGAGCAGCCUUUUAGAAGGUAAUGUCCACUCUACAGAUCCUGAUCUGCUUGACAAAUCGAUUGUUGGCACUCAAAUUAGCCAGGGUGUUGAGGAAAGAUCUGUUGUGUCUUUGAAGUUGGAGACUCAAGCAGAAGUCGUCAAGGAUGCAGGUCAAGUUGAUGUUAGAGCAUUUGAAGUGUCUGGAUCUGAAGGGGUUCAGAGUGAAGUCUCCUGUGAGGUGACCCUGAUGGAUGACAAGAACAGAGAAGAGGUAGAGGUAGAAGUAGAGGGUACUUCCCUUGUCCUUGGAUUAGAUCAGAGUUUGUCUUUGUGUGACGAGUCCAACAGUAAACAAAAAGACAUGAAGGAAGAUGCAGAUGUAGGGUCUGGCCUUCCAGCUGCUACAUCCUGUAGUGCAAACAGCGAUGACAUCCUUGUCAGAGAAGGUAAAACUGCAAGUGCAGAGGCUUUGAGGAAAUCAAUGACUAUCAACAGGUGGAGCAGCCUUUUAGAAGGUAAUGUCCACUCUACAGAUCCUGAUCUGCUUAACAAAUCGAUAGUUGGCACUCAGAUUAGCCAGGGUGUUGAAGAAAGAUCUGUUGUGUCUUUGAAGUUGGAGACUCAAGCAGAAGUGGUCAGGGAUACAGGUGAAGUUGCUGUUACAGCAUUUGAAGUGUCUGGACCUGAAGGAGUUCAGAGUGAAGUCUCCUGUGAGGUGACCCUGAUGGAUGAGAAGAGCAGAGAAGAGGUAGAGAUAAAAGUAGAGGGUACUUCGCUUGUCCAUGGAUUAGAUCAGAGUUUGUCCUUGUGUGAUGAGUCCAACAGCAAACAAAAUGACGUGAAGGAGGAUGCAGAUGUAGGGUCCAGCCUGCUAACUGCUUCAUCCUGUAGCACAAACAAUGAUGACAUCCUUGUCAGAGAGGGUAUAACUGCAAGUGCAGAGACUUUAAGGAAAACAAUGACAAUCAACAGGUGGAGCAGCCUUUUAGAAGAUAAAGUCCACUCGGUAGAUCCUGAUCUGCCUAAGAAAACAAUGGUUGGCACUCAGAUUAGCCAGGGUGUUGAGGAAAGAUCUAAUCUGUCUUUGAAGUUGGAGACUCAAGCAGAAGUGGUCAAGGAUGAAGAUAAAGUUGCUAUUACAGCAUUCAAAGUGUCUGGAUCUGAAGGGGUUCAGGGUGAAGUCUCCUGUGAGGUGACCCUGAUGGAUGACAAGAACAGAGAAGAGAUAGAAGUAGAAGUAGAGAGUACUUCGCUUGUCCAUGGAUUAGAUAAGAACUUGUCCUUUUGCGAUGUGUCCAACAGCAAACAAAACAACAUAAAGGAGGAUGCAGAUGCAGGGCCUGGCCUUCUUAUUGCUUCACCCUGUAUCUCAGACAGAAAUGAUAACCUUAACACAAAGAGUAUAAAUGCGAGUGCAGAGACUUUGAGGAAAUCAAUAACUGUAAACAGGUGGAGUAGCCUUUUAGAGCCUAAAGUCCACUCUAUAGAUCCUGAUUUGCUUAACAAAUCGAUUGUUGGCACUCAGAUUAGCCAGGGUGUUGAGGAAAGAUCUGUUGUCAUGUCUUCUAAAACUGAGAUAAAUACGACAAUAGGAAUUACCAGUUCGCUUCCUAACACACAACCUGUUGGGAGUGCUGGUGUUCAGGAUGAACCAGAGUCUUUUUUUCUCAAACAAACUACCAUGGAAGUUAAAGCGACAGAAACUGCUCAAAUAGAUUGCACUGAGGACUACGUCCACGCUAAGAACGAAAAUCCAGCACAGGUUGUGUCUUUGAAGUUGGAGACUCAAGCAGGAGUGGUCAGGGAUGCAGGUGAAGUUGUUGUUACAACAUUCGAAGUUACUGGAUCUGAAGGGGUUCAGGGUGAAGUCUCUUGUGAGGUGACCUUGAUGGAUGACGAGAACAGAGAAGAGGUAGAGGUAGAGGGCACUUCGCUUGUCCGUGGAUUAGAUCAGAGUUUCUCCCUAUGCGAUGAGUCCAACAGUAAACAAAACGAGGUGAAGGAGGAUGUAGAUGUAGGGUUCAGUCUUCCAACUGCUUCAUCCUGCAAGGCAAACAGUGAUGACAUCCUUGUCAGAGAGAGUACUACUGUACAGAGUACAGAGAUUAUGAAGGAAGCAGAAUUAGAGGUGAAUAGGGAAGAGGUAGUCACUGGUUUCCAUGUUACGAAUGGGGUAAAGCUGGCAAGUCUAACAGAUUGUGGUGUGAUCUUGAGUUCAUGUGAUGAUGAGGAGCCUCUGAGCACAACAGUGCCUGUCACAUGUCCCAUAGAGACAGAAGUAUGUCCAAUUGACCCCAAAAUGAAUUUAAGCCAAAAUGACCCAGAAACAUGUCUGAGUAAAGUUGAGGCCAAGGUGUGUCUGAGUCUGACUGGUGAAGAAGAAGAUGACAAAGUAUGCCUGAAUCUAACUGAGGCAAGUGUAUGUGUGAGACCAGUUGAGAAAUACAUUCUUUCAACAAAAGAGGAAAGCCAGUACAUAUCAUCUAGUCGAGGUCAAGCUUUGUUAGACACUGACAGAAAUAGAAAAGUUACCACAUCAGUGAAAAAUGGAAGCAGUUUGCAUUUUGAAUCAUUCGAUGGCAGUUCAGUUGGCAGUCUGGAAACCAGGCAUGGUUCAGAAGACCAGACAGAGACUCCCAAUAUGGAUAGUAAGGAGAGGGGGCAGAUAAGCAGUGAAUGUCUGGUUGAUAGCAAGGCAGAUGACAGCUUUGGAAAUGUCCCUGCUCCUGGAGGAACCAGCUUUAGAGAUGCAGAAGGUAAAAUGAGUGGCAUGGAUUGCAGCAGAGGAGGUAUGGCAGCUAGGUUUGAUGGCACGACUGCUAAUUCAGCAGGUACAGUCGGUGGUGAUACAGAUGCUGUCACUACAUCAGAGAUACAGGGUGAAAUCAGGCUUGACAGUGAGGAGUGGAUGGUUCAGGGUGGCAAUCGUGGACGGUCGAAGUUACCCAGAAAAGAGAGUGAAGAAAGCUCGCCAGUAGCCACACUCCCAGCAACAAGCCAACCAGGGACAGGGAGGUUUGGCAAAAAAGGAAGUGGGGAGUGGAUAGUUUAUGGGGGCUCUAUUGGACGUAAGAGCAGCCUGGAUGGCAAUGGUAGCUUACCUAACACGGGGAGUGAAGACAGCCCAUCAGUGGCCACGCAACUGGCAACAAAAACAUCAAGAAAAGGGAGAUUUGGCAGCACAGGGAGUGGGGAGUGGAGAGUUUAUGGUGGGAGUACUGGAAGUUUGAGUAGUGGCAGUGGCUCAGAGAGGGUCCGUGUUAGCACUAGCAGUUGCAAAAUAAUUACUACACCUGGUAACCAAAUGGGUAGUGGAAACAGAGUCAGUAGUGCUGGUAGUGUUCUUAGACGCAGUAACAGCCAAGGUAGCGCUGAAAAGUUAAGUAGCUCAGGUAGUGGCGGCAAGCUCAGCAGUUCAUCUGGAAACCACAUGAUUAGCAGCUCUGGGAAAUUCAGUACGGGCAGCGGCGAAAGUAAACCCGUUUACAGCUCAGCUAGUGGCCACAAGAGCAGCGUGGGGAGCGGGGGACAACCAGGCAGAGGGAAAACAACCACUAGACACAGAACCCACAGCCCUGCAGAGAGGAGGAGUGUCAGCGGGGGUAGCGGUGGGUGGCUGAGCAGUUCCUCUGCUGGUGGGAAUCGCAUUAGCAGCACUGGGAGUGGGUCUAAACUCAGCGGGUCAGGUAGUAUUGAGAGAAUCAACAGCAGAGGUGGGGGAAGGGGCAUGAGCUCCCCCAGAUUAGGGAGGGCCAAUAGUGCAGGGGGAAGGGUGAUCACCAGCAGCAACGGGCCAGUCAGGAGUACUGGUAGUGGAGCCGGAAACAAUCAUGAGAGAAUCAGUGUCUGUAAGAUGGCGGCACUGUCAAUGUCGGCGGCUGGGAGGGAGAGAAGUCAGGAGAGACAAAGACAAGCGCAGAGGUCCGCAAAGCAGGAGGCUUCAGCAUCUCCUCUCAUCCAGCGCUGGCUGACCUCAACUGAUGAGGUCCCAUUAGCUGAGCCCGAUGGCCUUGAUGACAUCAUUCAUCCUUGAUUGGAUAACCGGGGAGGGGCUGGCUAUCAGGCUGCAGCAUUCACAUUCAGUUAUAGUCUCUGAACAGAUUUACACAAACAUAUUUUUUAUGUAAAAAAAAUUUACAUAAAAAAUAUGUCUGUUUUUGAAUAAGGAGAUAAGGAAUAGACUUGCUGUAUUCAAGUUUUAUUUUAAAAAUACAAUUUGUUUGAAUCACAAACACUGUAGUUCAAUGUUUUCUUGACUUUUAAAAAUGUCUUUGAAAGAAUUUAGCUCAUAAU